GCGGAAUCGAGAGAAAAGCGAGAGGUAGUUGACGGCGAGGAAGAAGAGAGAGAAUGUGGUUCACCGGCGGCGGCGGAGUAGGACUGAGGAAGCUCUGCAGAGCCUCCGCUACUGUUAUCGAGAACGAGAUGAGCUAUAACUCUCUGUUAGUGAGACACAUGUCGAGAGAGCGAGCAGUAAACGUGAGAAAGAUAAACCCAAAGGUCUCGAUCCAAGAAGCUCACAUCAUCUCCAACUCUCUCUACGAUGUCUUCAAGAAACACGGACCUCUCUCCGUUCCCAACACGUGGCUCCGCGCUCAGGAGGCUGGGGUGAGUGGAUUGAACAGUAAGACUCAUAUGAAGCUGUUGCUGAAAUGGAUGAGAGGGAGGAAGAUGCUUAAGUUAAUCUGUAACCAAGUUGGUUCUUCUAAGAAGUUUUUUCAUACUAUUUUACCUGAUGAUGAUCCUCAACAUGAGACACCACCUGUUGCUUCUGCUGCUGCUGCGACAAAUGAGAAGAACAAACAAUCCUUCAAGAGAAGAAGCAAAUAAAGUUUGAUCGCACUGUGAGAGAAAAUCUCUGUUUGUUUUGUUUUUAUAGUUGCUGGUGUAGAAAAAUUCCUGAGAAAGUGAGAGCUUGGUUUGAUUCUUUCUCUCUGAAUAAAAGAACGAAACAUAAAUUUACAUUUGCAGAAGUAGCUCCACGAUCACACGCACUGCAUACAUCAAACUCAAGAAGAUGAUGAUGAUGAUGAUGCCUUCAAUUGAAUAUGUUUGAUGUUCUGUGUUCUAUGUGGUAACAACAAAACGCGUUGACCUAACAUUUUUAUUGUCUUCUUUUGAGCGAUUUCAUU
Molecule: messenger RNA, 835 nt
Organism: Eruca vesicaria subsp. sativa (arugula)
Lineage: Eukaryota; Viridiplantae; Streptophyta; Magnoliopsida; Brassicales; Brassicaceae
Source: the annotation of a GenBank genome assembly